AUGGACUCGGUGGCUUUCGGCACCAUUGUGGGCUGCAGGGUGGAAACUCGGCCGUUCUGUCGGCCAUUUUUUGCUGCUCACUGCUCACUGCUCUGGCGACGGGGAUCCGGCACUCCGCCGCGAGUCGACCGCGACGGCGCGCUGAUUGGCUGUUUGCAGGAGAUGCUGCCCAAAACGGCAUCUGUCACUGGGUCGCCCCAGGGCCAUUGUUGGCCCCCAGCGGCCCUUGCGCUUUUGCCGACGUUGAAGCGGUCGCGCUACCUGGACCAAGAGGGCUGGAGUCUAGAGAUUGCAAGCCUGGGUGAAGCUGCCGGUCCCGCCGAGCACGGAAAGACGGGCGUCGUUGUCCCUCCGUGUCGUACAGACCUCGUGACCGUAACGCAUGAGCACGUUACGGCAGGCCUGAGGCCAUACUACGAUCCCAUUGGCUCCAACAAGAGACUGUUCAAUGCACUGGCGACAGGGAAUAUUCGGAUGGCGGUCGGCGAAAUAUAUCGCUGGCUCACCUCCAUACCCCAGGACUUUGAACUCUUGCAGCCACGCGAGAACUGCUUCCCCAAUCCGGGGUAUCCGGCCGUUUAG
Messenger RNA from Neoarthrinium moseri, 582 nucleotides. RefSeq lists its product as uncharacterized. The transcript has 4 exons. The coding region runs from base 1 to 582 and encodes 193 amino acids. Lineage: Eukaryota; Fungi; Ascomycota; Sordariomycetes; Amphisphaeriales; Apiosporaceae. The record is from RefSeq and is a predicted model, not a curated record.